Molecule: messenger RNA, 2751 nt
Organism: Aspergillus clavatus NRRL 1
Lineage: Eukaryota; Fungi; Ascomycota; Eurotiomycetes; Eurotiales; Aspergillaceae
Gene: farA
Product: CeGAL family transcription factor
Exons: 9
Coding region: 1-2751 (916 amino acids)
Biological process (GO): regulation of DNA-templated transcription; DNA-templated transcription
Molecular function (GO): DNA binding; DNA-binding transcription factor activity, RNA polymerase II-specific; zinc ion binding
Source: RefSeq, a predicted model, not a curated record
AUGAGCACAAUAGCAGAGAACCAUUCCGAAUCUACACCCUCCAAACCCAGCCCUGCCCCCAGUACUGCGGGCUCCACGGGUACAUCGGGCAUCACCGUGCGCGGUGCCUCAAACGGACACAUGAGUUUCAGAAGACAACGUGCGUCGCGUGCUUGUGAGGUCCGUUGCGAUGCUGCCAGUCUAGGUGUGCCUUGCACCAACUGCGUAGCUUUCUCGAUCGAGUGCAAGAUCCCUACCCCGAAACGCAAGAAGAACCAGACCAAAUCAAAGGAUACCAACAGCGGGAACGAUGAGCAGAACGAGGACAGCCAAGAGAAGCAGGAGACAUCGCCGAGUGACGUCCCGGAUGGCAAGAAUGCUUUUGGGUACGGCAAGAACCGCAUGGCUGUUGACGGAAUGCCAGUGACCACCCUCUCCGAAUCGCAGGCGGCUCAGCAAGCGUCUCAGAACAAUGCGUAUGCUCAAUUCAUGAAGCCGAAGUUUGCCCGUGCCCCUAUCAAGGAAGCCGGGAGGGUUGCCUAUCUUGGAGAGUCGUCGAAUCUGUCGCUACUGGUUCAAGAUCGCCAUGGCACGACAGAUGUGGUGCACUAUCCCCUGCCGCCGAACAUCCGCGGAUCUCGCGCCCGGUUAACGGACCUUGACAACCUUGAGCUCGACAUACUCCACCAGCGUGGCGCCUUUCUACUGCCGCCCAAGCCUCUUUGUGACGAGCUUGUCGAGGCCUACUUUAAAUGGGUCGCCCCUGUGGUCCCCAUUGUCAACCGCAGUCGCUUCAUGCGGCAUUAUCGCGACCCGAAGAAUCCACCGUCCUUACUCCUUCUCCAGGCUAUCCUUCUCGCAGGCUCGAGGGUGUGCACGAAUCCCCAACUCAUGGACGCCAAUGGUUCAACGACGCCUGCCGCCAUGACAUUCUACAAACGGGCCAAAGCACUCUAUGACGCCAACUAUGAAGACGACCGUGUCACGAUUGUUCAGGCCCUGGUUCUUCUAGGCUGGUACUGGGAAGGCCCCGAAGAUGUGACCAAGAACGUAUUCUACUGGACUAGGGUGGCAAUGGUUGUUGCACAGGGCUCGGGUAUGCAUCGAAGCGUGGAAAGUUCUCAACUCACGAAACCGGACAAGAGGUUAUGGAAGCGUAUUUGGUGGACUCUCUUUACGAGAGAUCGCUCCGUCGCAGUCGCGCUGGGGCGGCCCAUUGGGAUCAACACGGAUGAUUCCGACGUGGGCAUGCUGACAGAGGAUGACUUUAUUGAGGAUGAGAUCGAUAUCGCUGCCGAGUACCCGCCGGACCCCGUGCAUGUGCAGUUCUUCCUCCAAUACGUCAAGCUUUGCGAGAUCAUGGGCCUGGUCCUCUCCCAACAAUAUUCGGUGGCAUCCAAAUCUCGAAGGAUGAACGCCAUGGAUCUGACGCAUUCGGAUAUGGCUCUGGCGGACUGGCUCCAGAACUGUCCUAAGGAGGUAUGCUGGCAACGGUCACGGCAUCACUUCCUGGCGGCCCUCCUCCAUGCAAACUACUAUACCACACUCUGUCUACUGCAUCGUGCGCACAUGCCACCUGCCUCGUCGGCGCCAAAUAGCUAUCGUGUCGAGGAGAUGGCGUACCCUUCGCGAACCAUUGCUUUCCAGGCUGCGGGUAUGAUCACCUCUAUUGUGGAGAAUUUGCAGACACAUCAGGAGAUCCGGUAUACUCCUGCAUUCAUUGUCUACAGUUUGUUUUCCGCCUUGAUCAUGCAUGUCUAUCAAAUGCGGUCGUCGGUACCGUCGAUUGUGGCCACCUGCCAGGAGAGAAUCAACAUCUGCAUGCAAGCCCUGAAAGACGUAUCCAAGGUUUGGCUCGUGGCGAAGAUGGUUCACACGUUAUUCGAGUCUAUUCUGGGCAACAAGGUUCUUGAAGAACGUCUGCAGAAAGCCGCCGGCAAGAGACAUCAGAGGGUGCGACCCGAGGCGACUCACCAACACCCCGCGAAGAAACCCGAACCUCCGAAACGCAAGUUUGAUGACAUGGAUAUCGGCUUUCCUAACGGAGGCCCGACACCCCCAGUUUCAUACGAACGGUCUCGACCGCAGACACCUGCCGUCACGCCGUCGAGAGAGCUGGGGCAACCCCCGGGAAUCAGCGUGCCACAAGGGUCCCCUAGCGCCCCGCACAGCACAAUUCCGGGCAACUCCCGAAGCAAUACUCGACCCACCACUCCGUUCAACGGUCAUUUCUCCCUGCCUGCGACCCCGCCGGACCUGUUCCUCGUCACACGCACUUCGCCCAAUCUUUCCCCAUCGCUUUGGGAAAACUUCCAGCCUGAGCAGUUGUUCCCGGAUGGGACAGCCAUAUUCCCUGAGCUGACAUCCCCGCACACCCAGACAGUCGAUCCCCAGUUACAGAUGCAACCACAGAUGCAACCACAAGGCCUGCCACAACGUCCCAUGAUGAUGAACCAAGCCACGCACAUGCCUGGUCGCAGCAUGUCGAUUUCGGGAGCACAAGGGAGUCCCGAACUUUUGUCGGGCAUGCCUCCUGGGAUGGGCAUGCAGGGUGUACAGCCACAGCAGAUGUUUGGUUUGGAGAAUCAACAUGGCUGGCCAAUGCAGGGCUUAGAUGCGCCGAUGAGUGCCACGAAUGUCGACCAUGCGAGCCAGGAUGACAACUGGAGUAGCAGCUCACGGAGUGGGCCGACGGCGCCAACGACUCUGAACGUGGAAGACUGGUUCCAAUUUUUCGGCAUCAAUGGAAGCUUUGGAGAGAUGAUCACAUGA